Molecule: messenger RNA, 524 nt
Organism: Triticum urartu
Lineage: Eukaryota; Viridiplantae; Streptophyta; Magnoliopsida; Poales; Poaceae
Source: RefSeq, a predicted model, not a curated record
GAUUCGAGUGUAUAACUAUAAUAAAGGAAAUGCUCUAGCGAUUCUAAAGUAUCACAGCGCUACGUGUGCUGCGGUGGCUUUCUCACAUGACUGCAAAUUGCUGGCCUCAUGCUCGGCGGACACCACGGUUGCGUUAUGGGAGCUGUAUCCCCCCCCAAAACGCCCAGCAAAGUUGACAUAGCAAUAGAGGAGGUUGAGAAAUAGAAUCUGAUCAUGGUGUCAUAUGAUCAUGAUGUUUGUAACUUGGUGAAACAUCAUAUCUGUUGGCUUCAGUAGAUUGAUAUAGAUAUUGUCAUACAUGGAUGUGGAGGACAGUAAACAAGUGCAUGUGAAAUUUUUGUGGGGGGAAAAAAGGAACGUUCAUCUGUCGUCUGUAACUUAGUGUAACCUAGUUAUUGUAACUUAGUGUGCUUGCUGACAAUAACUUAUAUCCCAGUCUCGGAAUAGCUCAUAUUUUUUGUACGAAAUCCAAGUUUGUAGAACUAAACUGUUAUACGAGGCAAGAUAGUUUCCGGUUUGAAUGA